CUGGGCUUCAGUGUUCCUCUCUUCGCGCACCGGGUUUUUAAAGGGACGUACCGUUUAUCAUGUCUGCGAAGGAAAGACUCAAAGGCAAGAUGACCAAAGACAGCGUUACCUUGCUGCCCUGCUUUUAUUUCGUGGAGCUCCCGAUUUUGGUGUCCUCUGUGGUCAGCUUAUACUUCUUGGAGUUGACAGAUAUUUUUAAGCCAGUGCGUUCGGGCUACAGCUGCAAUGACCGGAGUCUCAGCAUGCCUUACAUUGAGCCCACAAAGGAGGUCAUCCCCUUCCUCAUGCUCUUCAGUCUGGCUUUCGCCGGGCCAGCGGUGACGAUUAUGAUUGGGGAAGGGAUCCUGUACUGCAGCUUGGCCAGAAGAAACAUUGCCAUCAAAACAGAGGCUAACAUAAACGCCGCUGGCUGCAAUUUCAACUCUUACAUCCGAAGAGCUGUGAGGUUUGUGGGAGUCCAUGUGUUUGGCCUGUGCAUCACAGCACUCAUCACAGAUAUUAUCCAGCUGGCCACAGGAUACCAUGCCCCCUACUUCCUCACUGUGUGCAAGCCCAACUACACCAGCCUCAACAAUUCGUGUGAUGAGAACUCUUUCAUUGUGGAUGACAUCUGCUCUGGGCCUGAUCCAGCAGCAAUCAAUGCUGGCAGGAAGUCCUUCCCAUCUCAGCACGCCACUCUGGCAGCUUUUGCGGCUGUGUACAUCUCCAUGUACUUUAAUGCCACUCUGACUGACUCAUCCAAGCUCCUGAAGCCACUCCUGGUGUUUUCCUUUAUCAUUUGUGGCAUUAUCUGUGGCCUGACUCGCAUCAUUCAGUUCAAGAACCAUGCUGUGGAUGUCUACUCUGGCUUUCUCAUUGGAGGGGGCUUAGCCAUCUACCUGGGUCUGUAUGCAGUCGGAAACUUUAAACCUAGUGAAGACACAUCUCUGAAGACACAUGUACAUCCUCCUCUCCGACAACCACAGCCACCGCAACCUCCACCACAGCCCCAGCCAGUGGUGCCUCCACCUGCCAUGCGGGAGCCUCUGAGACCUUUACCAAACCUGAACACAGAUCCACCACGCUUACUUCCACCUAAGAGCCUAAGCAUGCGCGAGCGUCCCACCUCAGCUCGCUCCGAGAGUAUCCUCCUACGUGGCCCAUCCCACAGAGAGAACAUGUCCCGUUUGAAAAGGGCAAGCACAGAGGUAGAGUGCAUUACGCCUCCCAGUCCCCUCUGCCAGGAGAGUUUUGUGACAUUCAGUAACACCUUGCCCCGGGUGCACUCAACUGGAAUUGAAGAACCAGUGCCUCGUCGCCAUGCUGCUAUCCAUGCCUCCAUGGACUCCACACGUUCCAAGCAGCUGCUGUCACAAUGGAAGACAAAGAAUGAGAACCGCAAGCUGUCUCUUCAGGUGAUGGAGGCUGAGGCUGGACAACUGUCUCCCCAGCGAAACAUGGAGCUCCGCUGCAGCUCUGAACCCUCAGCCAUGGGCUUAGAUGGUGAGCUCCGCGGUGGACCUCCUGGACAGUACAUGAAGCUAGCCGCUAGUGCUGUGCCAUUAGCCAAUCAUAAUAGCUCUGGUGGCCUAACUGGUGGCGCUAGGGUAUCAAUCCAGUCAAGACCAGGAUCGUCCCAACUGGUGCACAUCCCUGAGGAGACCCAAGAGAACGUGAGCUCCUCGCCUCAGGAGGAUGGUGGGGAGGUGAAUGAUGGUGGGGGAGGGGGAGGGACUGCACGCAAAAAGUCCUUCUAUACGUGA
Molecule: messenger RNA, 1742 nt
Organism: Sinocyclocheilus rhinocerous
Lineage: Eukaryota; Metazoa; Chordata; Actinopteri; Cypriniformes; Cyprinidae
Product: phospholipid phosphatase-related protein type 4-like
Exons: 8
Coding region: 60-1742 (560 amino acids)
Biological process (GO): phospholipid metabolic process; signal transduction; phospholipid dephosphorylation
Cellular component (GO): plasma membrane
Molecular function (GO): phosphatidate phosphatase activity
Source: RefSeq, a predicted model, not a curated record